UUGCCACUGCGUAUGGAAGAGCAUGUGAGGCGGCGAGAUGGCAGGCUUCGCCUCAGAGCCCUUAGUGUGCGAGCGGUUUCACUCGCGGCACGACCCUCACUGGCUGCUGGAGUUUUUGCCUUCGCCGCUCUGCUUGGCUUGCGCCAUUGAGACGCUGAAGGAGGACGGGGUCUCGCUAAUACGCAAGAAGCAUGUGGUCUCUUGUCUCCGAGAUGUUCUGACUCAGCAUGCAACAAGAGUCAUCCCAUUGCUCUUUCAGAAUGAAAGAAUAUGUGCUUAUUUUAUAGCAACUUUGUUUGGGAUCUUACAAAUUGUAGAAGACAGCAGUAUCCUGGAUUUACUCAUGGAAGUAUUAGUACAGUUGGUAGUAGAGCUGAAAUUGGAGAGGUAUCUUCAUUAUCUAUUGGAUGAAUGUCAAAAAGAGUUAUGCAAGAUAGGCACAACAAGAAAUAGUUUGCCUGUAUUUAUUCUUCUUGGAAAGUUGGCAGAUGCUAUUCCAUUGUUUGCUGAUACUUUAGUGACUGAACAUAGUAACCUGAUUGAGCAUCUGGCUGCAGGCUUGAUAUACCCCAGUGAGAGGAUAAAAGCUGCUGUAUGUUAUCUUUAUGGCAAACUGUAUGCUGUCCCCAGUGCUGCAAAGCAGUUGACUAUUCAUUUCAAAGAUAAACUUAAUAGUCUCGUUCUGACUACUUUGAAGGAUGCUCAGACCAUGGAACUGCAACUUAACUCCGUAGGUUUAUUAAAGCAACUGCUGAAAUAUGAUAAUUUUGUUUUGGUUAUUAUGAGUUUUACAGGAAAAGCAGCAGAUUCUGCAAGUCCUGACUUAUUUGAAGGAGAUAGUCUAUUACCUUUAAUUCUUAAGAAGUUGCUAUUAUCAAGAGAUGAGAUAUUACAGGUGGCAAGUACACAGUGCAUGGCUGCUAUAUUGGUGCACUCUCCAGCUAAAUAUGCUCCUGCUUUUAUCCAUGCAGAUAUUCCAGAAUUUCUAUUUGAAUGUCUCUUCUGCAUGAGUGAAAGUCUCAUCUGGUCAGUUUAUUGCUGCCUGUUGCUCCUUACUGAAGAACAGCUUUUCUUUUCCAAAUGCCACACUGUCUAUGGCAUCGAACCUUUUAUAAAGAGUGUGAAAGAAACUUUACAUCUUAAUAAUAUAGAAUUGCAAAAACAAGGACUUUUACUUUUUACUGAAAUUUUGAAAAAGCAACCGGAAGAAAUUAAAUUAUUUACAAAUAUUGCUACAUUUAAAGAUGCUGUUAGUGUUCUAAUGGAAGCUGUGAAAUGCCCUGUUAUUGAAGUAGCAUCUGAAGCAGUGAAAGCUGUUACUGCAAUUUUGAGAAAGGAUCAUGUAAGCUUUCCACCUAUACAAUAUGGGCAACUACAGAAAUUGAUUGAAACUAUAUUGAUGCGAUGUAAUGAUCUCCCACUGGCACCUUUUAGUAAGAGGGUGAUGGAUCAUCAAGGGGGUAGAUGUAACAAUAGAGCAAUUUCACAACAGGCACAGUUUUUGCAGAGUGCCUUAGAAAGCUUCAGAAAUGCUUGUAGCUUAGCUGUGCAAUACCAAAAAGAUCCUCUGGCUCAGAAGAACACUUUUACAGCUCCAAAUUCAGAGAAUAUUGAUACAUUGAAAAGAUUUUCGGAAUUUCUUCUAUGGAUAUCUGAUUCGCUUUGCAUUCCCCUGGUCAUGAAAUAUUCUGAAAGGGCUGUCCGCCCAGGUAUUAUGGAAGUCUUCAUCUCAGCACUUAGCAUCCUGUUCAGUGUUAUGCCUGACAUGCAUAAGAGAUUAGCCAUUAAGAUGGCAUCUUCUUCUUUCAUCCAACUGAACCUGGAAUUGAAAGCUAAAUUCUGCAGUGGACAAAGUAAUGCUGCCUUGAAUCAAGCUUGUUCUAGUUUUCUUCAUAGCAUGUGCCUCAGUCUUCAUUUGUCCUCUGAGAAAAUGGUGGUUUCCUCAAAACAAAAGCAAGAAAUAUCUGAACUCCUGUGGAAGACUCUGCCCCUGUUAAACUUCAGUGCACUGGAAAGUCUCAGGCUCUUAUCUGAAACCCCAGAUCCCUUAUGUUUAAAUGAAACACUUCGCAAUCAACAAUAUAGCCUUCUGUUUCUUUUCUACCUUGCUUUUAGUCAUGAAGACAGAAUUGUUCCAGAAGCAGAUCUGUUCUCAGCUAUAUCAAGUUUUCUUCUAUCUGUUGAGGAUCAGGGAGAUUGUCCACCUCCAUAUAUUGUUAAAGCUAUUUUGUAUCUUCUGGCAAUUUGUCAGCACAAAAGUAAAGUUUUAGACUUGGCAUGCCUUUCUGCUAUAAGGAAAAUCCUGGAUGUUAUAUCUGAUCUCAGCUUAGUAUAUGUUCAUCAUCCUCUGCUGCUUAAGUUCUUUUUACAAUAUCCUGAUCUUAUGGGAAGAUUUGGUCACAGCAUCCUUCAACUCUGGUUUUCCUAUGAAGAUUUCUCCCAAAAUGAAUAUGAAGAUGCUGCCACAAGAGGCUCUGUUGACUUUUCUGACUCUUCAAUCAACUUUAAUAGUUUGAUUUGCUUGCUAAAAGCCAAUCCCAGUGCUAUACUUGUAUUAUUGGAUCUAGUCUGCUUUGGCACCAAUGAAGUAGCUCAAAAAGUCUUAAUUUCACUGAAAAAUUUCUUAAGAAUAGCUGAGGAUAUCCAUGUCUGUGACCUUCUUCGAAGCCAGUUUCUACAGAUUUUGCAACAGCUUUUAGUAGAAAAUAAUUCCAAUAUUUCACAAGUAAGCCAGAAUGUGCCACUUUUGUUAAAUCUCCUUUUCCUGGUUCAGCUGAGAUAUGCAACAGAACAAGAGUUGGAUAAUACAGGUUUCAGACUGCUUCGCUUAGUUAUCAAUUUGUGUGGGAAAUGUAAUCCAACAGACACUGACAUUCUUCAGCCAUCCCUGAACUUCCUUUAUUGGAGCCUUCAGCAGACAAUUCCUUCCAGCCAACAAAUAGUGGUAGUAUUGUUACUUUCCAAUAAAUCUUUGAUAGAGCUCCUUGAGAAAGUCCUCUACUGCACCUGGAUGGCAACCUCUUUCUCUGAACCUGUCUUCUCCUCAUCCAUUGAAUCACUUAUUUGUUCUGCUUGGCUUUUGACAGCUUCACUCCUGACUCAACAAAAUAUUUACAAUACAGAGGUUCAUCACAUGAUCUCCUUGGAUGUGGACAAGGUCUUCAAUGCAGCUGCAUACAGAAAAAAGAGCAUAUUAUUCUUUGUUAGCAUCCUUCAGUUUUUGAGAGCCUUCUUUAAGCAGAACCUCUGUUCAUCCUUUGUGAAGUUUAUUGUCCAAUCUACAGAUGAACAGGAAAAGGAACUGCCACAGUCAAAAGAGAAUAUUUCCUUGUUUCCACUGGCUAUGUGGCAUGUACUGUCUUUGGUUGCUAGAUUACAAAACCUACUUGUCCAGAAGGACUUUUUGCUAUCACAGACUGUUAUUGGAUGUUUUGAGGUCUUGUUGGAAUAUCUGCACCUGAAAAAUCAGAGCACCGCAUAUCAUAUUGCCUCACACCCAUGGAAUAAAUUUUUGUUGAUCACACUUUUAGAUGGUAAUGAGAAUUCCUUUCUUAACUCAGAAAUUCUUAGACUCAUUAGUUUGUUUCUGAAAUAUCAGGACAUCAGGACUGUUUCUGAAAUUGAAAUUAGCCAUAUUCUUGAAGAAGCAGCUCAUACCAACGUGCUAGAACUUUCUAAUGACACAAUCAGUGCUCUUCGCUCGUUUCUUCUUCAGAGGAAGGAUACUGCAAAACCUCCAUUCCCACCCCACUCUGGGGCCAGCCAGAGGUGGUAUUUGCUGGUUCUCCGAACUACUCAAAAUUUCCACUACCGAUUCUCCAGAACCUGUCAGAACCUGCUAAAUUUCACCCCUGAACUUCAAAAAAUAAAGUAUGAAGUGGAUUCAAGCAAAAAAGCUGUGAUCCAAUCGUUGUUGGAGAACCUCCCACCCAUAAACAGGCCUCAAUGGACCCAUCAAGGCAUGAUGAUUUUAAGAAUGGAUUAUUUUGUGGCUUGCACAUUCCUCUUUACACUGAUAUUACCAAGAGGUAUGACUACUGACACAGAGAAGAAAACCUCAGAUUCAGGAUUGGAAAUCUAUAAGAAACUGUUUGAAGUAAAGCGCAAAGACCAAAUGAAUGCACUGAAGAACCUGAUUGAACUCAAUGAUGUCAACCAGCAGUACAAAAUUAUAGACAUCAUGCUCAAGGGUCUUUUCAAGGUUCUUGAAGACUCACGAGCAGUACUUAUAGCAGCAGAUGUUUCACCAGAUGGACCAUUUUCUCAUGAUGAGAAGAUAAAGGAUGCCUAUUCCCAUGUGGUGGAGAAUACUGCUUUUUUUGGGGAUGUAGUCCUACGUUUUCCAAAAAUAGUGCAUCACUACUUUGAUCGCAAUUCCAAUUGGAACAACCUUAUUCGCUGGGGGAUCAGCUUCUGCAACCAGACAGGCGUAUUUGAUCAAGGACCCCACUCACAAGUAUUAGGAUUGAUGGCUCAAGAGCUAGGAAUUAGUGAAAGAUCUCCAGACUACCAGAAUCCCUUUAAAGCAGACAAUUCUGAAUUUUUUCCUGGUGCUAACACAUUCCAGAAGGCUCUUCGGGAGGAAGAGAAACGAAGAAAGAAAGAGGAGAAACGAAAGGAAAUUCGUAAGGGGCCUCGCAUCUCACGCUCACAGUCUGAGUUGUAAUUCUAAUGUCAUUUGCCCUAUCACUGAAACUUUGGGAGUUAAAACAUCUGAAAAGCAAUGCCCCUUUGUGACCUCAGGAAAAUGACAAGCUGUUGAAAGGGCAGGGCUUGGAAGUGACAUUCUUUCAACAAGACAUUGGUACCUACUAAAUACCUAGAUAGAGUUUCAGUGCAUAUUUCCUUAUGGGAAGAAAGACUUUUCCAAGUAUCUGGAAUGUAUAGAGUAUGUCAGGGACUGUUCUUCAUGUGUAUUUUUAUCUCUCGUGGCUUUGCCAGUUUGUAAUGCUAAGAGUUUUAGGAAAAUGGGGUAAGAAGAGAGGAAAUUAAUUCUGUGGUAUAUGCCAUGUCUGCCAUUUAUGACAUGUAAUACUAUGUAUCAUUAUGCAAUCAAAAAAGUAAUAUAUUAUUGCUGCAACAGAUUUUGUUCCUGGGCAGCAAACAAUUUCUUUGAGAAACUUUUGAAUUCUGUUAGAGAUGCACAAACUUGGAAAUAUUAAUUAGCGAUAAAGUACUCUUUGAACACUUUUUCUUUAAAUUUUAUGAAAUGUGACUGGGAGCUGGGAUACAUCAAAGAUGUUGCUUAAAAUGUCAUCAUCAUUAUAAUAAUUAUAAUUCAGAGCCCCUGUAGGUAAUAUCAAGUUUUAUCUGGUUGUCAAGCUUCCUUCGUUUCAUAAGGCUGUUAAAGUAUUUUCUCCUAAAAGGGAAGAAAAGCUUUUGGUUGAGAAGAAAGUCAAUAAGGCUGUGCUCCACCAAAUAAUAACUUUACUUGAACAAGAGAAUAAAGUACCAAGAUAAAGUGAAUCUGUGUGAUAAUUUCAUAAUGCAGUAUUACUAUCACUACAUAAAUGAAAAUUACUGAAAGGCUUACAAAAUUCCAGUGUCAGUUUUUAGUUACUAGCUUUGCAAGACUACUUUUGAAUUUCAUUUGUAGUAUUGUAUAUGUAGAUCUAGUUGUAAACCAUGUACAUUUAUCUUUAUUGUCUGGUAAUCAAUUUUAUUUUGAUUAUUAUAAGAUACCUAUUUGGCCUUAGGUCUAACACUAUAAAAAAGCAAAAGCUAACCAUACGGCUUUUGUUCUUUUUUUGUUUGUUUUUACCAUUAUACCACAAAAAAUGACCAGCAGUAAGUUUAACAUAUGGGUAGUGAAAUUAUGGAAGCAUAUUUUUGCUACUCCUACUGCCUGUCUGAUUGUUUCAUAGGAAGAAGUUGCCUUUUUUCUCAACAUUUUCAAGCGUUCUAUUGUAAACCACCCAGAGAGUGCUAUAAUACACUAUGGGAUUGUAUAUUAGUCUUAAGUGCUAUUGCUAUUGUUAUUCUAUGAAGGCUUACACUUGAAGCAGAGUUCAGAUUUCACCUUAACUGUUAAUUUUACACUAGAAAUCAGCUGGUUUGGGGAUCAAAAUAUGAUUAUUGUUCUUUUCCCAAUCUGUAGUUCUUCACUGGUGAGUUAAAUUAUGGAUUUGCACAUAUCCACACACAAUCAAGCUAUGUGCAUUUGGCACAGAAUCAUUGCAGUGUUUGGCAGAAUGGGUAGUUUUUGUUUAGGACUGAAGUUGAGUGGAAGUAGGAGACCUCUCUGUACAUUAAAAUAACUGGAAUAUUAUACAUCCCACAUUUCUGGUGGCAUUGCUCUUGGCAGGGGAUUCUUUUGUGUAGAAGGAGGGUUUCAGGGGAUACUGCAUUUUGACAAGGCUGGAAAUUUAUUUUCUAAACAGAGAACCAGCUAUGCUUGGUUUGGGGAAGGAUAUGUAUUUAAAUUGGAAUUUGACUUUGCUUUUUUUGAAUAAAACUAAAGUUUUUUUUAAAAAACCACUUUGACUUCUCAUUCUUGUGAGCUAUGUCAGUGUGUCACAGGAAGAGGAGAGAGGGAUUUAUCAUUUUUAGGUUAGGUAGUUCUUAUAUUCAGAAAAGGCUGCUUUAAUAUUGUUAAUUUAGCUGAUGAGGUAACAAUAUUUUUAAUCAAUUACAUCUAGUUUUAUAAAAGUUUUUUCUAAUUGGCUUUGCAGUUGAAAACUGUUGCCAUCGGUAGCCUUGCUAAUCAUUUUUAAUUUAAAAGCCUAAGAGUAUAAUUCAUUCACUGAACUAUUAAGUUCGCAAAUUGUGGUUGAAUCUAAGGCAUUGGCAAACUAAUAUUGAGAGGGCCGUGUCUUCAGAUAGUUAGGUACCAAGUCAUGUAGGUCUUUAGAAGUACGGAUAUGUGUCUUGAAUCAAAUUUAGAAUAGCAAGUGCAGCUCCUUCAGAAUGAGCAUAAUGUGAUUCCACAUGGCUAUAUCAGUUAAAGUCCAUGUAGAUACACAACGCUAGAUGGAGCUUGUGGACCACUUUCAACAUAUAUCACAUCAUAGUAGUCCAAGCAGGUUUUUUUUUUUUAGCCAGACAAUCCCUCAAGUAAUAAUAAAUCUAGUACUAGAAGCUGAUGCCCAGAGUUACUCACUAUUGUUCUAUAAUACAAGAGGCACUUGUGCUGCAUGGACCAAGAUUUUGGAAUUUUACUGUUCAGGGAUAUAGACAUCCUUUGCAAUCUCAAUGGUCACAGCUAUGAAUGUUUUUAUUUUUUAAAAAAAUGAUCUUAAAUUGAGAUUUGAAUUAACAUAAUUACUUUUGAUAGUUUUUCUUUACAGUUCAACAAUACAUGGACAUGAUUCAACAAUAUGAAUUACCUGAUUAUUUUGAGCUGCUCUUUGUUGCCUGUAUAUAACAUAUGAAAGUAUACUUUUUCAGUUUUUCCCUUCCCCUAAAUAAUAGAAUUAUGAGGAAUUUCAGCCCAAUUUCUGGAAGAGCAAAAUCUUUUAAUUAAUUUUUGUGUUAUCUUUUGGUAUUUCACAAAAAUGUAAAAUUGGAUCCAAUUAUUUAGGCUGUGUAGUCCAAUCCUAUGUUCAGUGCAGGGAUCGAAAUUAAAGCACCCUCAACAAAUGGCUGUGAUUAAAUACAUCCAGUGAAAAGCCAAUGGUCAGUGGAUGGUUAGUAUCAGACCAGGACCAGGAAUACCCAGGUUAAAGUUCAUCUUAAUUCAUGAUACAUUUUUCCUCCAUAGAUUUAUCCAAACCAUUUUUAAAACCAUCACCACAUCCCAUGGAAAUGGCUUCCACAGAUUAAUAAUGUGCUAUAUUCAUGAUUUCCAAACUAAUUAAUCACAGAAUAUUCAAAACAUUUUAGAAUUUUCUCAUAGGAACUUGUUCAAGGCCCUGAAUUAUAUUGGUUUCCCUGUACUGUCUUUUUCUAGCUCUGUUAUAUUCUUUUUCAAGUGUGAUGGCCAAAACUAUAUGUAAGAUGGUAUUCCGCAUGCAGAUAUAUUAUAGUUUUGUAUAAUAAAAUUAUAAUUUAGACAA
Molecule: messenger RNA, 7994 nt
Organism: Pantherophis guttatus
Lineage: Eukaryota; Metazoa; Chordata; Lepidosauria; Squamata; Colubridae
Source: RefSeq, a predicted model, not a curated record